CACAUUUAACUUCACUUUCAGUUUCCCUGAAAGUUCCUUGAUUAGUCGACGCCAUAGCAGUACAGCUUCAGAGAUUUGAUGGCAUCGCACUUUACUUUAGCACCUCUCUAAUUAUCUGACCACGCCUCGAUUACAGGCGGUAGGACGACCGACUGAAAGGUGUUAAAAACGUAAGUACAUUUGAAGCGAAAAUUUACUCCGAAUUUUAUCUCUGAUUAUGUGUUUAGAUCUCGUUAGGUCUGUUAGAUAUGCACGGAGAUCAAGGGGUAUUAUAAAUUUAGCAGUUUUAGUGCAGUCUGAGGUGUGUUUCAGUUAUUGACCGUUUUGAGCUAGUACUUCGUUUCUUUUGAACUGUGAGAACAAGUAAAAACCCUCAUUAAAUAUUCAAGAACGCACUCUUUAUACCUCGAUCAUACUCCGAGGAAGUUAAGUCAGUCAGCCGAAACUAGGUCAUAUUUAAUCUCACUUUCAAUUUCACUGAAAAUUCCUUCCCUGACAAUUAGUCAACACUCUAUAGCAUUAAGAUUUAUUAUUUGAUCGCAUUACAGUUUACAGCACCCUUCGAACGCCUAGAACAGACAAGGGGACGGAAAACUUUGUGAAAUCGCAAGUUUGCAUUUUGGAAGCGAAAAUUCUACGCUGAACUGAUCAAAUGUUUAAGUGCGAUGCUCACAUCACAGUUUACUUUCGGCACUUCUCAGUGUCUAUGAAUCGAUAAGAAUACAGAACAAAAAAGAUGUCUUAAGAACGUAAAUACGAGGAUUUAAGGCGAAAAGUUGCUUUGAAUUCGAAGUUUAUCUCUCUGAUCAUUCAGAUGCGCCCUCGACGAUCAAGUAAUGCCAUGAACUUAGCAAUUUCAGCGGCCUUCAGUACUGGUUUGUUUGAGAAGACAUUAGAAGAUGUUUCAAUCUGUGAUUGACUGGCUUCCCUAAGUAAUCGAUUGAAAAAAAGAGUUAAACGAGUAAACGGCAGCCACAUUAGAUAUCAAAGAGGCCUUCAGCGGUAGACGCAUAGUCUGUAAACAUGAACAGUUCUGGCGAUUUACAUAUAGAAGGGAAUAAAACAUUAUGAAGGCCUCAUCUAUGAAAUCCCGUGACUUCCAAACCCCCAUACUUUAACACGCUGUCUUCUUGUUUCAGAACUGUCAGAGUACCGUAUCCGUAGCCUGCUUGGCCAACGAUUUCGUUUUGCCAAAGUUCGUGCAAGGGAAUCUUCCGGAAACCCUUGCUACGCACUGGUAAAUAUUCAAGAAAGUAGUUCAUAUGUCGUAAUUAUAUGAAGCACCGUAUUUGUUGGGUAGCCAGCCGUCCGCGCUCAUCAUAAACUCAUUAUAAACUCUGGACUGUAAUGGUCCCUCGUCCAUCACGGGUGCUCCAGUUUUUUUUUUCUGAGAAAAUUCGGAAAUCACUUUUUCAAAAAGUAUUUAAGCCACGCCCGUUAAGAGAAGAAGUGGGUAAAUAAACAAGAAAGAAUAAAACGAAAAGGAAAGGACAAGAAAAAUAACUGACAUUUAACUUUAUUAUAAGUAGGAUCAACAUUUCAUCACAACGCUAAUUCAAGACAAUCUUUAAUAGCUUAGAUUCUGGAAUCUGCGCUGUGCCUCCGGAUUCCAGACACUGGAUUCUGGAUCCCUUGACGGUGGAACUUGGAUUCCAUUUCUAAUCGUUCGUGUGAUUCCGGAUUAGAAUUCUGGAUUCCGAAUCCCAGCAUUCCAGAUUCCCCAAGCAACAACUUUUAAACUUCCGGUUUGCGGAUUACCUUGCAUGGGACGCAAGUUCCACGCAACACCGGCUGGAUAAUAGCAAAUUUAUCUCGUCCGUCAGCAAUAAUUCGCUUCUUUGUUUACUAAAGUAAAUUUAGUUGGUUGGAGAUCAUGUGUUAAUUGUUCUAAAGUCCAUAUAGUCAUCAUGUGACAUUAAGAACAGCCCUCCUUGUUUUCAUUCUGGAGUGAGGGAGGUGUGACUGGGGAAAAUUUGCCAAUAUCGCCAGUAUCCAUAAUCAGAGAUGUGCUCUUGUUAGUUAUAAUAUCCUCAUUUAUAACGUGACAAAACAGCCCUAAAAGCACGUUGUUUUCUUCUUUUUUCUUUUUUUUUCUUUUUCGCGCAUUUAUCUUUUAAAACACCCAUUCAAGAAAGUACGUUCCUCCCCUAGACUCAGUCAGAGGAGGUCAAGUUAGUCAGCCGUAGCAAGGUCAUAAUCAGUCGAUAGCACAUUUAAUGUCACUUUCAGUUUCCCCGAAAGUUCCUUGAUUAGUCAACGCCAUAGCAGUACAGCUUCAGAGAUUUGAUGGCAUCGCACUUUACUUUCGCACCUCUCUAAUCAUCUGACCACGCCUCGAUUACAGAAGGUAGGACGACCGACUGAAAGGUGUUAAAAACGUAAGUACAUUUGAAGCGAAAAUUUAAUCCGAAUUUUAUCUUUGAUUAUGUGUUUAGAUCUUGCUAGGUCUGUUAGAUAUGCACGGAGAUCAAGGGGUAUUAUAAAUUUAGCAGUUUUAGUGCAGUCUGAGGUGUGUUUCAGUUAUUGACCGUUUUGAGCUAGUAUUUCGUUUCUUUUGAACUGCGAGAACAAGUAAAAACCCUCAUUAAAUAUUCAAGAACGCACUCUUUAUACCUCGAUCAUACUCCGAGGAAGUUAAGUCAGUCUGCCGAAACUAGGUCAUAUUUAAUCACCGAAAAUUCCUUCCCCGAUAAUUAGUCAACGCUCUAUAGCAUUAAGAUUUAUUAUUUGAUCGUAUUACAGUUUACAGCACCCUUCGAACGCCUGGAACAGACAAAGGGACGGAAAACUUUGUGAAAUCGCAAGUUUGCAUUUUGGAAGCGAAAAUUCUACGCUGAACUGAUCAAAGGUUUAAGUGCGAUGCUCACAUCGCAGUUUACUUUCGGCACUUCUCAGUGUCUAUGAAUCGAUAAGAAUACAGAACAAAAAAGAUGUCUUAAAAACGCAAAUACGAGGAUUUAAGGCGAAAAGUUACUUUGAAUUCGAAGUUUAUCUCUCUGAUCAUUCAGAUGCGCCCUCGACGAUCAAGUAAUUCCAUGAACUUAGCAAUUUCAGCGGCCUUCAGUACUGGUUUGUUUGAGAAUACAUUAGAAGAUGUUUCAAUCUGUGAUUGACUGGCUUCCCUAAGUAAUCGAUUGAAAAAAAGAGUUGAACGAGUAAACGGCAGCCACAUUAGAUAUCAAAGGGGCCUUCAGCGGUAGACGCAUAGUCUGUAAACAUGAACAGUUCUGGCGAUUUACAUAUAGAAGGAAAUAAAACAUUAUGAAGGCCUCAUCUAUGAAAUCUCGUGACUUCCAAACCCCCAUACUUUAACACGCUGUCUUCUUGUUUCAGAACUGUCAGAGUACGUAGCCUGCUUGGCCAACGAUUUAGUUUUGCCAAAGUUCGUGCAAGGGAAUCUCCCGGAAACCCUUGCUACGCACUGGUAAAUAUUCAAGAAAGUAGUUCAUAUGUCGUAAUUAUAUGAAGCACCGUAUUUGUUGGGUAGCCAGCCGUCCGCGCUCAUCAUAAACUCAUUAUAAACUCUGGACUGGUGAUCCAAAGAAGUUCGAAUAAAUGGUGAAGGGAGAAAUUUAAAAACAGAGUAAAUGAAAUUAAUAAAGUAAUAAUUAUAAUAGUUCUGAGGUACGCAAGUCAAGUAAGGAGUGUUUGCAUGCUUGAGUUAAGUUUUCGAGCUUAAGGCUGGUUUUAAAGAUCAAUUUUCACUAAUAAAGGGAGGCAUUACUACAAAACGCGUUUCACAAAUCUUAUAAAAUACUGUACUAGUGCAAAUCAUGGCAAAUACAUAAUGUAAUAUUCCACAAUAUCUAUGACCCAUUAGGGCUACAAACCCCUGGGGAUUUAUAACCAACAAAUAACGGCAUUAUAUAUCAAGUGCCUGAGCUUUUGUGAUUAGUUGGUAUGAUGGAUGACCUAACGAUUACUGGACUUCACGAGACCUUCACAGAACUAACUGGGCAGUGCACAGUUAGUUGAUAUGUGCAUAUCAGUGCACCUGCCACUGGGUCAAGACUACCCUCUAGACUCCUUUAACAAUGAUAUAUAUCUUUCGAAGUCGCUUUUGUUGUUUUUACAAAAGCGACUUGGAAAGAUAUACAUCCUUCUAAAUACAAAAUAUGUCAAUUAACGCAAAAAUAAUUGAGGUUUUAAUGCCCUGAACGAACCUACCAUUAGCGGCCUGUUGAGGGGCGGAGGGGAGGCAGGUGAGGGGGGAGGGGGGGGUGUGGGGAGGGGAUAAGAGUAAAGCUUUACUCAAGGUUGGACGUUGUGCUGCGGGGCUCAAAAUAACGCCCUGCCAACAGACAAUGUCCGGCCAAAAUCAUCGUUACAGUCAAACCUCUCGCUACGGGCACCUCUAUAAUACACCUCUCUAAUAAUACACCUCUCUAUAAUACACCUCUCUAUUACGGACAGUUCGUUUGGUCCCAGAAAUGCCAAAAAUAUCAUACACUGCCUACCUCUAUAAUACGGACACCUCUGUAAAGUGGACACUUGGUUCUGUCCCUUUGGUGUCCGUACUAAUAAGGAUUGACUGUAUUCGCAUAAUACAUUUCUAUUGUUUUCCCUUCAUUACCACCAUCACCUCUACAUUUCUAUUGUUCUCUCUCCAGCACCACAUUUCUAUUGUUUUCCCUCCACCACCACCACCACUACCACCACACUUCGAUUGUUUUCGUUCACAGCCGCCACCACCACCACAUUUCUAUUGUUUUCCCUACACCAUCACCACCAUACAGUCCACCCUCUUUAAUACGGACAUCAAAGGGACAGAACCAAGUGUCCACUUUACAGAAGUGUCCGUAUUAUAGAGGUAGGCAAUGUUUGAUUCCCUAUUUGGUAUUUCUGGGACCAAACGAACUGUCCGUAAUAGAGAGGUGUCCGAACCGAGAGGUUUGACUGUAUUUCUUUUGUUUCCCCAUGUUUAACUAAUAAACACGUUUCUUAUUUUCUAAUCACCCAACCGAAAACCAAGGUAUUUAUCGACCUUGAAGUAACUAGAAAACCUGUCAUACCGGUUAAACCACCGUAAAAUAGCAUACGACCUUAUCUUAAUUAGAUUCCACAGCAUUAUAUUCAUGAGAUGAAGACAAGAAGCUAUGACGCCAUUGGCGUUAAUAUAUUCCUGCGCUAGUUAAUGAGAUUCCAGCGCAUAAAAGGGUUUUAUUAAUUCGGUGCGCCCUAUACGACUUAAAGUGAUUCCUUAGCGCAAGAAUCUUGCAUAGAUUGUAGAUGAAACUUGGCACACUGAUGUAACAAGUCAAGAAGAUGAUAAAAAUGCAAUAAAAAGUGGGGGUCACCGUGCUCGUUUUCACGUCACAAUGCUGACAAUUACGGCUAUUUAGGACCCUUUGGCAGAAACCGCGCGCAGCCCAAAACUAGACAAAAAGGAUAUAUUUUUUCGAUGAUGCAUGUGGUAUCGCACAGAAUUUGAGUUAGCCUGCGAACAGGCCUUUGGUCGAGCGGGAAACUGGGAGGAGGGAAAAGCAAAAAGGGCUCUCUCCCCCCUCCCUUUCCUCGCUUUUUUUUCCCCAAACAGAGAGCCUGUUCACAGGCUAAAUUUGAGUUAAAUGUAAUGUUUAUCGACUUACUUGCGUACAGGAAAAAUGCCUUUUAAUGCCCUUGUUUUUCCUUUACGCUCCAAAGUAGCAGACUUAAUUUGGACACGCGCUAUUCGACCCGUUAUAGCUCAAUCCGUACAAUUUAGUAAAAUUGCCAAAAACCUGAACAUAGAUUUAUGUCAAUUUUUUUCUCAUUGAAAGGAAGCACUGUUCUUAUGAAAAUCAUGAAAUAAAAAAUAGGGAUCACCGCACCCGUUUUUGCGAUAGAGCUGCAGAAAGUGCCCCCAAAUGUAUUUCCUCCGAUUUUUGAGCGAGGACUGGGGCGAGUUUUAAAAUGGCAUGUAUGAAAGGAAGGGGGAAGAAAGCAUUAAAAAAUCUUUUUAUACAGAAUUUACAUCAACAUAUCACAGUUAGGACGCAAUGUGAUAAAGAUGGCACUAAAAUGAAAAUCAAAGUGAGUUAGCACAAGUUUAAUAUCCACUAUCAAGGUUCUCCUGAGGAAGUCGAACUCACAUUCCCAACACACACAGUCUCAUCUCGGCAAGAAACAACAGCAAGCGAAAAUUCCAAAAGCGUUUCUCCUCAGUCAACUUCAUUUUAAUAAUGUUACUUCUGAUGCUCUUUUUCACUUCGGCAAUCUUGUUAUGCGCAGUAAGAAGUGCGCAGUAAAUAACCAGCGACGUACCUCAGUUUAACCAUCUGAAAAUACAUGUACAUUAUAUGUUAGCUGUUUGCGGUCACAAAUUUGGAGAAUGCAGUACAGACGUUCACAUUCUACGGCUUUGUGAAUUCCGGAAACCCUUGCUACGCACUGGUAAAUAUUCAAGAAAGUAGUUCAUAUGUCGUAAUUAUAUGAAGCACCGUAUUUGUUGGGUAGCCAGCCGUCCGCGCUCAUCAUAAACUCAUUAUAAACUCUGGACUGGUGAUCCAAAGAAGUUCGAAUAAAUGGUGAAGGGAGAAAUUUAAAAACAGAGUAAAUGAAAUUAAUAAAGUAAUAAUUAUAAUAGUUCUGAGGUACGCAAGUCAAGUAAGGAGUGUUUGCAUGCUUGAGUUAAGUUUUCGAGCUUAAGGCUGGUUUUAAAGAUCAAUUUUCACUAAUAAAGGGAGGCAUUACUACAAAACGCGUUUCACAAAUCUUAUAAAAUACUGUACUAGUGCAAAUCAUGGCAAAUACAUAAUGUAAUAUUCCACAAUAUCUAUGACCCAUUAGGGCUACAAACCCCUGGGGAUUUAUAACCAACAAAUAACGGCAUUAUAUAUCAAGUGCCUGAGCUUUUGUGAUUAGUUGGUAUGAUGGAUGACCUAACGAUUACUGGACUUCACGAGACCUUCACAGAACUAACUGGGCAGUGCACAGUUAGUUGAUAUGUGCAUAUCAGUGCACCUGCCACUGGGUCAAGACUACCCUCUAGACUCCUUUAACAAUGAUAUAUAUCUUUCGAAGUCGCUUUUGUUGUUUUUACAAAAGCGACUUGGAAAGAUAUACAUCCUUCUAAAUACAAAAUAUGUCAAUUAACGCAAAAAUAAUUGAGGUUUUAAUGCCCUGAACGAACCUACCAUUAGCGGCCUGUUGAGGGGCGGAGGGGAGGCAGGUGAGGGGGGAGGGGGGGGUGUGGGGAGGGGAUAAGAGUAAAGCUUUACUCAAGGUUGGACGUUGUGCUGCGGGGCUCAAAAUAACGCCCUGCCAACAGACAAUGUCCGGCCAAAAUCAUCGUUACAGUCAAACCUCUCGCUACGGGCACCUCUAUAAUACACCUCUCUAAUAAUACACCUCUCUAUAAUACACCUCUCUAUUACGGACAGUUCGUUUGGUCCCAGAAAUGCCAAAAAUAUCAUACACUGCCUACCUCUAUAAUACGGACACCUCUGUAAAGUGGACACUUGGUUCUGUCCCUUUGGUGUCCGUACUAAUAAGGAUUGACUGUAUUCGCAUAAUACAUUUCUAUUGUUUUCCCUUCAUUACCACCAUCACCUCUACAUUUCUAUUGUUCUCUCUCCAGCACCACAUUUCUAUUGUUUUCCCUCCACCACCACCACUACCACCACACUUCGAUUGUUUUCGUUCACAGCCGCCACCACCACCACAUUUCUAUUGUUUUCCCUACACCAUCACCACCAUACAGUCCACCCUCUUUAAUACGGACAUCAAAGGGACAGAACCAAGUGUCCACUUUACAGAAGUGUCCGUAUUAUAGAGGUAGGCAAUGUUUGAUUCCCUAUUUGGUAUUUCUGGGACCAAACGAACUGUCCGUAAUAGAGAGGUGUCCGAACCGAGAGGUUUGACUGUAUUUCUUUUGUUUCCCCAUGUUUAACUAAUAAACACGUUUCUUAUUUUCUAAUCACCCAACCGAAAACCAAGGUAUUUAUCGACCUUGAAGUAACUAGAAAACCUGUCAUACCGGUUAAACCACCGUAAAAUAGCAUACGACCUUAUCUUAAUUAGAUUCCACAGCAUUAUAUUCAUGAGAUAAAGACAAGAAGCUAUGACGCCAUUGGCGUUAAUAUAUUCCUGCGCUAGUUAAUGAGAUUCCAGCGCAUAAAAGGGUUUUAUUAAUUCGGUGCGCCCUAUACGACUUAAAGUGAUUCCUUAGCGAAAGAAUCUUGCAUAGAUUGUAGAUGAAACUUGGCACACUGAUGUAACAAGUCAAGAAGAUGAUAAAAAUGCAAUAAAAAGUGGGGGUCACCGUGCUCGUUUUCACGUCACAAUGCUGACAAUUACGGCUAUUUAGGACCCUUUGGCAGAAACCGCGCGCAGCCCAAAACUAGACAAAAAGGAUAUAUUUUUUCGAUGAUGCAUGUGGUAUCGCACAGAAUUUGAGUUAGCCUGCGAACAGGCCUUUGGUCGAGCGGGAAACUGGGAGGAGGGAAAAGCAAAAAGGGCUCUCUCCCCCCUCCCUUUCCUCGCUUUUUUUUCCCCAAACAGAGAGCCUGUUCACAGGCUAAAUUUGAGUUAAAUGUAAUGUUUAUCGACUUACUUGCGUACAGGAAAAAUGCCUUUUAAUGCCCUUGUUUUUCCUUUACGCUCCAAAGUAGCAGACUUAAUUUGGACACGCGCUAUUCGACCCGUUAUAGCUCAAUCCGUACAAUUUAGUAAAAUUGCCAAAAACCUGAACAUAGAUUUAUGUCAAUUUUUUUCUCAUUGAAAGGAAGCACUGUUCUUAUGAAAAUCAUGAAAUAAAAAAUAGGGAUCACCGCACCCGUUUUUGCGAUAGAGCUGCAGAAAGUGCCCCCAAAUGUAUUUCCUCCGAUUUUUGAGCGAGGACUGGGGCGAGUUUUAAAAUGGCAUGUAUGAAAGGAAGGGGGAAGAAAGCAUUAAAAAAUCUUUUUAUACAGAAUUUACAUCAACAUAUCACAGUUAGGACGCAAUGUGAUAAAGAUGGCACUAAAAUGAAAAUCAAAGUGAGUUAGCACAAGUUUAAUAGCCACUAUCAAGGUUCUCCUGAGGAAGUCGAACUCACAUUCCCAACACACGCAGUCUCAUCUCGGCAAGAAACAACCGCAAGCGAAAAUUCCAAAAGCGUUUCUCCUCAGUCAACUUCAUUUUAAUAAUGUUACUUCUGAUGCUCUUUUUCACUUUGGCAAUCUUGUUAUGCGCAGUAAGAAAUGCGCAGUAAAUAACCAGCGACGUACCUCAGUUUAACCAUCUGAAAAUACAUGUACAUUAUAUGUUAGCUGUUUGCGGUCACAAAUUUGGAGAAUGCAGUACAGACGUUCACAUUCUACGGCUUUGUGAAUGCCACUUAGCGGUUGCUAACUGUAUUAAGUUUAGAAACAUCACAAUACGGUUUUUUCAGCAUUUUCUACUAAAAAUAAUGUAUCGAUCGAGUUUUGAUUGGCCGUUUUUACAGGCAGCACCGCGGUACGUGCUUUAUAUCGAGUGCCUCUUGCGAGGGAACACGACGAGCUGGAAAGAAAGCGUUGCAAAUGGGAAAUAUGCUUGCUCUCGUGGAAAUGAGCUGCGAGUUUCAUACAAACUGUAACUGUAGUACUGUAAUACUUUAGUCUUGGUAAUGACGCAUAAAAGAGGAAAGCUAUUCCUCAAUUAGAUUAUUCUGAUUUUUCUAUUGCUGUGCUUUGACAUAUUAACUCAAGAAAGAUGUGGCAGUUGAUAAAGGCUGGAUACCAUUUUUUUCCCGUAUCUUUGACUUGAAAUACUUUCUGAAAUAACUUACUAAUAAAUAAAUAAAUAAAUAAUCAACUUUAUUUAACGAGGGUAACACGGGACAGUACUGCAACUGAAUAACUAGCGGCCCUCAAACUAAAUUAUAAAACAAAAAUUAAGUGACAAAAUACAUAUCGUUAACCUGAUGUUCUUCCUUGGCACAUUUUUUGCUAGAUCCGAAUCAAACAUGGAGUACACUUUAGAACAAUUAAACUAUUUUAGAGCAUGUUACAUCGCCUUCAACUUAGUUCCCCAAGGGCUUCGAAAAGUCUUCAAACAAGAGUGGGAUUUCCUUUACAAGACAACUCCGUUUGGGGAAUGGAAAGAUAUUUCACAAAAUGGCCGCGAUUUCUACAACAAAGAAUCACGAAAGAGUCACACAAACAAUGCGCGACUUUUGGCGACAAUACAAAGGGGAAACACAGCUGAGUGGGAUUGCAGUUGCCUGUUUUUUGCUAUUUUGUACUCGGAUUGCAUUGGCAGUACUCUUAGUCCAGCAGUCAGAAACGAAGUUGACGAUCUCCGACAGGUUCGAAAUGAUAUCGCUCACUUGAACGAGGUUGAACUUACUGAUGCUGAAUUCCAUAAUUAUGUAGCGAGAGUGUUAGCUGCUUUUAAUUCACUGAAGCUUCCAAUAAAUGAAGUCGAUGAUAUCAAAAACCAGACAGACUUUCCAACAGCUGAAGUAAAUAGCCUUAAAAUGCAGGCUGAUAAUCUUAGAACUGACUUGAAAACUCAAAAACGAGAAAACAAAAAUCUAACAUCUGAAUUACAAUUGACUCAAGCCACAUUACAGACAAAGCAGAACGAAGUGAAAACACUCGGCGAGGGUUUAAAAACCGUAGAAGAAGAAAAAAGAAAUCUAACCUCGGAAUUACAAUCGACCCAAGCAACAUUACAGACAAAACAGGAAGAAGUAGAAACUUACUCAGGAAAUCAAUUCCAAAGUCGACUCUUUCUGUACUCUGACAUUCAAGCCAUCACAUAAAAUCAUCCAACGAUCAAGUGAUGUCAAAAGAAUCAUGAAAAAACUGGACGAGCUUUACAACGAAAGUAAUGGAGCUAUCAGCACCAUUUAUCUAUCAGGAAUACCAGGCUGCGGAAAAAGCCAAUUAGCUCGACAACUGGGACUGGAUAUUUUUGAUAGGAGGUUGCAUGAGAACGACAGUCUUACGUUUGUUGCAACCCUAAAUACAAAAACCCUGGAUUCACUUGCAGAGUCCUAUUCCAGUCUGGCAAGACAUUUGGGAAUAACAGAAUACACUCUGACCAACCUCGAGACUUCUACUAAGGGGAACCCAAGAGAAAAAAUCCAGUAUCUGAGGCGAGCCAUUUAUCCAAAGACGAAGCAAUUCUCUAACUGGUUGAUAAUUGCAGAUGAUGUUGUUGACCUAUCAUUGGUUAGUAGAGAUCUACCCCCGACCGGCAGUGAAGAGUGGGGCCAUGGUCAGGUGCUAAUAACUACUCAAGAUAGCAGCUCAAUACCCUCCAAUGCUCCACUUACUUACCAUGAGUCUAUUAGCAAAGGAAUGCAUCCCGAUGACGCAGUGAACCUAUUACGACAGGUAUCUCAGAUUCAGGAUCAGAACCAAGCUGAAAAAGUCGCUGAAGUUCUCGAGUAUCAGCCACUUGCUUUAGCAGCGGCUGCCUUUUAUGUACAAACCAUUGUGGUCAGUGGUUCUCCGAACUGCAGUUGGAAAAACUACUUGGAGGCACUUUCCCACGGCGAGCGUGAAGCGACAGAAACACUUCUUGCAAACCAAAACAUAGCGUAUUCCGAAACAACAACUACUGCCAUCCAAAUGGCAAUUAUGAGAGCUUUAGAAAGUAAUGACGUUCUUCGAGAAGUAUUGUAUUUGUUUUCUCUUUGUGCACCUGAGUCCCUUCCGAUGGAAGUCGCUGUUGACUUCGUUAAAUUACGUAUCACUGGGCAAUCAGGAGAAUUGAUAAAAACUAAAUUUUUCAAAGCUUCUUUAUUGUCUUGUUUGCAAGACAAAGACGGCAAAUAUCCUUUUUUAAGGACGCACAACAUCGUUCAUAAAGUGCUCAAGAAAGUUAUAACAUCUAAAAUUGAUGCAACAGAUAGAAUUCAGUGCAUUUCUAUUGUUAUUGAAAUCUUUCAAUCUUUAAUGGAAAAAAACAGAAAUCUGUUGCAUUCAAGUAGGCAUGUGUUUGCUAAGUUACGUUUAAUUACGAGUCAUUGUAAAGAAUUGCAUGUAAUUGUUAACACCGAUUUUACGAAAUCAAAAAUGUUCGUGAAUUCAAUCACCCCCAGAAAGUUAGUUUUGUGGCUUUCCUUAGCCGCUGAUCUUUGCCGUAGCCUUAGUAAUCCGUCGGAUGCAUAUCUUUUUAAUACGUCAAUCUGCAAUUUUAUGCAUUUUCUUAACAAUUUCAAAGAAGACAAAGUGUUAAAAGCGAACACGUACAACAUACAAGGAAAUGUUUACAGAAACCUUGGCCAGUACAGUGAAGCUAAAGAAUACUAUGAGAAGGCUCUGAUCAUUAGAAAAGAGAUUUAUGCUGAACACCAUGGCGACGUAGCUGCAAGCUACAACAACCUUGGAACUGUUUACAGUGACCUUGGCCAGUACGGUGAAGCUAAAGAAAACCAU
This is a messenger RNA of Porites evermanni, 12332 nucleotides long. The record is from the annotation of a GenBank genome assembly. Lineage: Eukaryota; Metazoa; Cnidaria; Anthozoa; Scleractinia; Poritidae.